Aegilops tauschii subsp. strangulata is the source of this 990-nucleotide messenger RNA. The record is from RefSeq and is a predicted model, not a curated record. NCBI's taxonomy places the organism in Eukaryota, Viridiplantae, Streptophyta, Magnoliopsida, Poales, Poaceae.
AUGGGGGCAUGCAUGACGUUGUCGACGUGCUCACCGGAGGCGGCUGAAGGCACGCAUGUGUUCGACAUCUUGGGUUACAGCAAGCACAUGGGCAUGGGGCAAGACCCCGGUAGCUACAUACAAUCAGGGGUUUUCACUGUCGGCGGCCACAACUGGGCGAUCCGCUUCUAUCCUGAUGGGUAUAAAAGCGAGUCUUCAGUGAUCAAAACAGGGCCUAGGAUUUUCAAGUCCAACGAUUCCAGUCGGUAUGCUCCAGGGACUGCUCAGUUCAAAAGGCGAAGCGAGAUCGAGGGAUCCGCAUACCUUAAGGAUGAUCGCCUGAUGAUUGAAUGCAUUGUUACUGUUUUCAAGAAGCCACGUGUUACCAAAACCACCGUAGCCAAAUCGCCGCCCAAAAUUGACAGGCCACCAUCUGACAUGGCUCAGCAUGUUGGCAUGCUGCUGGAAGAAAAGGAGGGAUUGGAUGUCAGUUUCAUUGUUGGAGGGGAGACCAUUGAAGCGCAUAGGCUCGUUCUCGCUAUGCGGUCGCCUGUUCUUAAGGCGGAGCUCUACGGUCCAAUGAGGGAGGCGAGGCCGGGGCAGUGCAUUACCGUCAAGGAUAUGCAGCCAUCCAUCUUCAGGGCCCUGCUCCAUUUCAUCUAUACCGAUUCUUUGCCUGGCCGUGGGGACUUCAAGGGAGAAGAGAAUAUUGAGAUGAUCCGGCUUUUACUGGUGGCUGCGGACAGAUAUGCCAUGGAGAGGCUCAAGAUGGUUUGCCAAAGCAUCCUUUGCGAGCAUCUGAAUGUGGACACCGUGUCAACCACAUUGGCUUUAGCUGACCAAUAUAACUGUGAUAAGCUUAAGGAUGCUUGCCUUGAAUUUAUCAAAAUAUCAGAUGAUAACACUAUGGACGCCAUAGUGGCAAGCCAAGGCUUCAAAGAUCUCAAAGUGACUUGCCCAUCUCUCAUAGUGGACGCACUAGAGAACAGAAGAAAACUUCGUAAAGCAUGA